AUGUCCGAGAAGUACAAUCGCCCGGCGCAGCCUCCACCUGCAUACGUGGACCAGAGUCAAGCGCAGCAUCAACAACCUGAGAACUCAGGUUCCAACCCCCAAGAGCAGCAACAGCAGUACCAAUUCCGUCAGGACCAAUACUACAACCUAGAAUCCAAGGGCUCCGGUGCGCCUGUCGGUACCUUCGAUGAGCAGUUCCCCACAGAAAAGCGGGCGCGUUUCAACGACUGGCCAUUCACGUUGUUCUUUCUAGCUACUGUGUGUGCGUUCAUCGUAAUGGCGUCCAUCACGCUGCGCGCAUGGGCACGCACUUACUCUUCCACCGGGUCGGGCAUCUACGACGGCUCGAAUACAGGCACCAUGAAUACAGGGUCCGCAAUCCUGCUGGUGUUUGUGUGCGCAAUUGCGCUUGUGUUGUCUGCAGUGGGGCUCAUACUCAUGCGUAUUUCACCUCGAACGUUUAUUUACUGCGGAAUGAUAAUUAACAUUCUCGCGGGGCUCGGUACUGCAAUCGCAUACCUAGCAAUGCGCUAUUGGUCUGCCGGUAUCGUGUUUAUCAUCUUCACAGCAAUCACCGCUUGGUGUUACUGGGGUAUGCGCUCCCGGAUCCCACUAAGUGUAGCGAUUCUCAAGACUGUCGUUGACGUGCUCAAACGGCAUCCGCAAACGUUGUUCGUGACGUUUUUCGGAUCAGUUUUGGCCUCCGGCUUCGCCAUGCUGUUCUCGGCUGUCAUCGUAGCCACCUACAUAAAAUACGACCCAAAACAGGGUAACACUGGCUGUUCAGUGGAUGGUGGAUCAUGUUCUAACGCUAAGCUAAUUGGGCUGCUUGUUCUAGUGUUUUUCUGUGGGUAUUACAUCUCGGAAGUCCUCCGGAAUGUGAUCCAUUGCACCGUUUCUGGAGUUUAUGGGAGCUGGUACUACAUGUCCAAAUCUGAUCAAGGUAUGCCACGUUGGCCAGCACUUGGAGCCUUCAAGCGCUCAAUGACCACUGCAUUUGGUUCUAUUUGUUUCGGAUCCCUCAUCGUGUCGUUAAUCGAAACUCUUCGUGCCUUCCUACAGCUAUUGAGGAACGGCGUUGUGACUAAUAUUUCCAACAACGGGUGGGCUCAAUGUGGAUUCAUGAUCAUAGACUGGAUUAUGGGCUUCCUGCAAUGGCUUGCCAAGUAUUUUAACCACUACGCCUACUGUUUCAUCGCCUUGUAUGGUAAACCUUACUUACGUGCUGCCAGAGAAACCUGGUACAUGUUAAGAGAAAAAGGUAUUGAUGCCCUCAUCAACGACAACUUGAUCAACAUUGCGCUAGGUUUCUACUCCAUGUUUGUGAGUUACCUUGCGGCUCUGUUCGCCUUUUUGUAUUUGCGAUUCACGUCUCCAAGUUACAACUCUUCUGGCGGUUACAACGUGCCUUUAAUGGCUUUUUCCUUUGUAAUCGCUCUGCAAAUUUGCAAUAUUGCAAAUGAAACAAUUAGGUCAGGAACAGCCACAUUCUUCGUUGCCCUUGGGAAUGACCCAGAAGUGUUCCAUAUUUCAUAUCCCCAAAGAUUCGAUGAAAUAUUCAGAGCGUAUCCGGAUGUACUCAAAAAACUCAGUCACCAAAAUGUUUGA
This is a messenger RNA of Lachancea fermentati, 1608 nucleotides long. The record is from the annotation of a GenBank genome assembly. NCBI's taxonomy places the organism in Eukaryota, Fungi, Ascomycota, Saccharomycetes, Saccharomycetales, Saccharomycetaceae.